AGACUCUUUUUUCCUUUUCAAAUUAUGAGUUCAUUUCUACCAUUUGUGGCAAUUUUAAUGAACUCCUACACAUAAAUUUAUAUUGUGCAUCAAAAAUACUGAAUUCAGAUGAAGCAGAAACUUAUAGCUGCAUCCGCCCCAUGACAAUGACUCUCACAAAUUUAUUUAAACACACUCACAACUCCUAACCAAACAAUUCAUCCAUCUUUGUGUCUCAUAUCCAAAGUUGCAACUCUUACUCCUCAAAAUGUCUCACACAUAUGACCAUCAAGGAAACAUGGACAUGCCUCAUGAUCAAGAUAUGCCUAUGAUUAUGAACAUGGUGAUGAAGAUGAAUUUCUAUUGGGGUAAAGAUGUGACAAUAUUAUUCAAAGGAUGGCCGGACAAUAACCUAGGCAUGUACAUAUUGUCUUUGUUCUUUGUUUUCUUUAUGGCUUUUGGUGUUGAAAUUAUGUCAAUGGGUCCAAUAAUGAUCAGCAAGAGGCCCAUAGCUGCUGUUGGGUUUAUUCAAGCUGGGAUUUAUUAUACUGUACGAAUGGUUCUUGUUUAUUUUGUUAUGCUUGCUGUUAUGUCCUUCAACAUUGGUAUUUUCAUUGUUGCUAUUUUAGGCCAUGGAUUGGGCUAUGUCUUCGUUAAGUUCCGUGAACUUGAAACUGCUGAGACGACAAUGGACUCAAAUGUUACUGAUCCUAAAGUUUAAAGGCUCUUGAAUAUAGUAUACGUCUAGAACUGGUGUUACAGAUAAUGGAUAUAUGUUGAAAUUGGAGUGAAUUCAGAUGCAAUUUAUCAAGUCAAAAGAAGGGGUUUAAAAAAAAUGCACCACAAGGAUAAUUUAAUCUUUGCUUCUUUUUUUAGUUGAAUAUAUUACCUAACUAGGUGGUAAUUUUAAUCUUUGCUUAAUAUUAACUUUUUCUUCUUUUUCAUGUGUGUAAUU
This is a messenger RNA of Solanum dulcamara, 934 nucleotides long. Its product is annotated as copper transporter 1-like. The coding region runs from base 248 to 700 and encodes 150 amino acids. The record is from RefSeq and is a predicted model, not a curated record. Gene Ontology annotation, molecular function: copper ion transmembrane transporter activity. Gene Ontology annotation, cellular component: plasma membrane. The transcript has a single exon. NCBI's taxonomy places the organism in Eukaryota, Viridiplantae, Streptophyta, Magnoliopsida, Solanales, Solanaceae. Gene Ontology annotation, biological process: copper ion transmembrane transport; intracellular copper ion homeostasis.